Camelina sativa (false flax) is the source of this 1755-nucleotide messenger RNA. RefSeq names its product UDP-glycosyltransferase 71B2. NCBI's taxonomy places the organism in Eukaryota, Viridiplantae, Streptophyta, Magnoliopsida, Brassicales, Brassicaceae. The record is from RefSeq and is a predicted model, not a curated record. Gene Ontology annotation, molecular function: UDP-glucosyltransferase activity.
AUUGAAGAUAAAGAUUGUAUGGUUGCAUUGCACAAAAGUUAAAAAAGAAGAAACUUUCGUUUGUCUCAGAUCCACUACAUGUAUGCACAUGACGAGUCUUAUCGCUUCAUUGUAACGCCUUCAAUUUCAAAAACCACUUAGAAACCAAUUUUUGUGUUGUUAGAAAAAAAAGCGACUGACAGAUUAAUAAAUAAUUUCUCGAAAUGAAAAUGGAGCUCAUCUUCAUACCAUCACCUGGGGAAGGACACAUCCGGCCACUAGUGGAGGUGGCUAAGCUUCUUGUCGACCGCGAUGAUCAUCUCUCCAUCACCAUCCUCAUCAUCCCUCAGAUGCUUGGCUUCAGUAGCGGCUCUGCCUCUUACAUCUCUUCUCUCUCCUCCGCGUCUGAGGACCGCCUUCGCUAUCACGUUCUCUCCGUAGCCGAUCAACCAAACUCCGAUGACUCCAAACCUAAUUUUCUCGCUUACAUCGAUAGCUUCGCGCCAGAGGUAAUAGCCACCACAAAAAAACUUAUUGACCCGGCUCAACUUGCUGGAUUCGUGGUGGAUAUGUUCUGCACGAGUAUGAUUGAUGUCGCCAACGAGUUAGGCGUUCCGAGUUACAUGUUCUUCACUUCCAACGCUACGUUUCUUGGAUUGCAAAUUCAUAUUCAGUACCUUAAUGACGUUAAGAAUUUUGACGUCAGUGAUUUGAAGGACUCGGACACCACUGAGUUAGAGAUCCCAACUUUGACUCGUCCUUUACCGGUUAAGUGUUUCCCCUCCGUGAUGUUCAACAAAGAGUGGUUACAUAAAAUCAUUAGCCAAACCAGAAGGUUCAAAGACACUAAGGGAAUUUUGGUAAAUACGUUCGCAGAGCUCGAGCCUCAAGCUAUGAAGUUUUUUUCCGGUGGAGAUCAUUCUCUUCCUCCGGUGUACACAGUUGGACCGGUUAUGAAUCUUAAAAUCAACAGUCCAACUUCAGCAGAUGAUAAGCAAUCGGAGAUCUUACAGUGGCUCGACGAGCAGCCAUGUAAAUCUGUUGUGUUCCUCUGUUUUGGAAGCAUGGGUAGUUUCCGUGAGGACCAAGCUAGGGAAAUCGCAAUCGCGCUUGAGCGAAGUGGUUACCGAUUUGUCUGGUCUCUUCGUCGUGCUCAGCCACCGGGAACAAUGGGACCUCCCGAAGAAUUCACGAAUCUUGAGGAGAUUCUCCCGGAGGGAUUCUUAGAACGCACGGCAGAGAUAGGUAAGAUUAUAGGUUGGGCACCACAGAGCGCCAUACUUGCAAAACCUGCGGUCGGAGGAUUCGUGUCGCACUGUGGAUGGAACUCGACACUAGAGAGUCUUUGGUUCGGAAUUCCAAUAGCCACGUGGCCUCUUUACGCUGAGCAACAAGUUAACGCGUUCGAGAUGGUUGAUGAGUUAGGUCUAGCUGUGGAGAUCCGAAAUAGUUUCCGGUUGGGUUUUAUGGCGGUGGAGUCGGAGUUGAUGACGGCGGAGGAGAUAGAGAGCGGAAUCAAUUGUUUGAUGGAGCAGGAUAGUGACGUGAGGAAUAGAGUGAAGGAGAUUAGUGAGAAGAGCCACGUUGCAUUAACGGACGGUGGAUCUUCGCAUGUUGCUCUUCUAAAGUUCAUUCAAGACGUCACAAAAAAUAUAUCUUGAAAUCUAUACAAAUCUUAUAGAACAUUAUCCUAUAUCCAUUAUUCAGAAUGUAUUUCGUGUAAACUUUCGUUAUUGUAUGCCUUCAUGAUAAAAGUUAUGGCACAUCUACUACUAA